Salarias fasciatus (jewelled blenny) is the source of this 2385-nucleotide messenger RNA. It is a transcript of the gene dnajc2, whose product is annotated as DnaJ (Hsp40) homolog, subfamily C, member 2. Gene Ontology annotation, cellular component: cytosol. The transcript has 16 exons. Gene Ontology annotation, biological process: 'de novo' cotranslational protein folding; regulation of translational fidelity. The coding region runs from base 139 to 1995 and encodes 618 amino acids. NCBI's taxonomy places the organism in Eukaryota, Metazoa, Chordata, Actinopteri, Blenniiformes, Blenniidae. Gene Ontology annotation, molecular function: ribosome binding; Hsp70 protein binding. The record is from RefSeq and is a predicted model, not a curated record.
CGGUUAGCACGCACACAGCGGCGGGGUGUAGGAGGCCCAUGUGGUGCGUCAAUGAGCGGGACUCAAACUGCAGCACAUCGGACAGCUUUCUCUGUGUAACCGGGGCCGCGGGGUGUCGGUGUGGGCCGCCGCGGGAAGAUGCUGCCCGAGGCGCAGGACGGGGAGGAGACGACGGUGUUCGCCGCCGCUGCCGCGUCUGUGCAGGUCCAGGUGGAGCCGGUGGGCCGCUGGUUCGAGGCCUUCGUGAAGAGGAGGUCCAGGAAUGUGUCGGCCUCCUUCCAGGAGCUGGAGGAAGAGGAGGAGUCCUCUGAGGAGUCCGAGGACGAGGAGCUGCAGCUGGAGGAGCACCCGCUGCUGCGAACACUCGACCCGAAAGACUGGAAGAACCAGGAUCACUACGCCGUCCUCGGACUCCCACACCUGAGAUACAAAGCCACACAGAAGCAGAUCAAAGCUGCACACAAAGCCAUCGUGCUGAAGCAUCAUCCAGACAAGAGGAAAGCCGCAGGAGAGCAGAUCGUGGAAGGAGACAACGACUACUUCACCUGUAUAACUAAAGCUAUAGAAGUCCUGUCCGACCCUGUGAAGAGGAGAGCUUUCGACAGCGUGGAUCCCACCUUCGACAACGCCGUGCCGUCCAAAGGCGAAGGAAAGGAGAACUUCUUCCAGGUGUUCGCUCCCGUUUUCGAGAGGAACGCCCGGUGGUCUUCCAAGAAGCUCGUACCCAGCCUGGGAAGCCUGGACUCCACUUUUGAAGACGUGGAUAAUUUUUACUCUUUUUGGUACAACUUCGACUCGUGGAGGGAAUUCUCCUACUUGGACGAAGAGGAAAAGGAGAAAGCAGAAUGUCGAGAUGAGCGCAGAUGGAUCGAGAAGCAGAACCGAGCCUCCAGAGCUCAGAGGAAGAAAGAGGAGAUGAACCGAAUACGAACACUAGUCGAUACGGCCUACAGCUGCGACCCCAGAAUAAAGAAAUUCAAGGAAGAGGAGAAAGCGAGGAAGGAGUCUGAGAAGAAAGCAAAAGCUGAAGCAAAGAAGAGAGAGCAAGAGGAGAGGGAGAGAGUGCGGCAGGCGGAGCUGGAGGCGGCUCGUCUGGCCAAAGAGAAAGAGGAGGAAGAGGCCAAGCAGGCGGCCCAGCAGGCCAAGAAAGAGAAGGACAUCCAGAAGAAGGCCAUCAAGAAGGAGCGGCAGAAACUCAGGACCACCUGCAAGACCUGGAAUUACUUUUCUGACAAUGAAGCGGACAGCGUGAAGAUGAUGGAGGAGGUGGAGAAACUCUGCGACCGGCUGGAGCUCACCAGCUUGCAGUCACUGAAUGAAAUCCUGGCUUCAGCCUCCAAAGACGACAGCAAGGCAGCCGUGGACAAACAGGUGCAGGAGGUGAACGCUCAGCUGCAGAGGGAGAAGGAGGCGGAGGUUCUGGCCCGGCAGGCGGCCCGCGGCGCCGAGCAGGCCAGCGGGGGUGGGGGCGGCGGGGGGAAGGGCUGGAACGAGGAGGACCUGCAGCUGCUCAUCAAAGCCGUCAACCUGUUCCCUGCAGGAACCAACGCCAGGUGGGAGGUCAUCGCCAAUUACAUGAACCUGCACUCCACCAGCGGCAUGAAGAGGACCGCCAAAGACGUCAUCAACAAAGCCAAGAAUCUGCAGCGACUCGAUCCAGUACAGAAAGAUGAGAUCAACAAGAAAGCCUUCGAGAAGUUCAAGAAGGAGCACACCUCAGUGGCGCCCUCCAUAGACAACGCCAUGCCCUCGGAGAGGUUCGACGCCUCGGCCAGUGAAGGCAGCGCGGCGCCCUGGACCACCGAGGAGCAGAAGCUUCUGGAGCAGGCCCUGAAGACGUACCCGGUCAGCACGCCCGAGCGCUGGGAGAAGAUCGCCGCCGCCGUGCCCGGACGCAACAAGAAAGACUGUAUGAAGAGGUACAAGGAGCUGGUGGAGAUGGUGAAAGCCAAGAAAGCUGCUCAGGAACAAGUGGCAGGAAAGAAUAAGAAAUGACAAGAACCACAAAAAAAAAGAAUUAGAGUAUCUGUGUUAUUUUAACAUUAUUGUGUUGGUCUUUAUUUUAUAAUAAAACUCCCGAGGAAAAAGAUCGAACUUAAAUAUUUGUUGUCGGGGAGGGGGUCAGAGUCUCUUCUGUUCAGAUUGUGCUGGUGUCCUCUACUUUUCCUCUCUCUGGUCUGUGGAGCUAAAAUCCUGCCACAACCUCGCAAACACACGAAUCCUGUUUUUCUCACACCCAACGAUUCACAAGUACACUCUGUGGUUUGUGAAUACAAAGCAUCAUUCACAUUUUGAUUCGUAAAUAAUAAACCUAUAAAGUAAAUAAAACAUUUUAAACAAAUACAAAACAUUUCUUCAAUUACAAGAAAAAAGUAUACAAUUCAA